Ectocarpus sp. CCAP 1310/34 is the source of this 1635-nucleotide messenger RNA. NCBI's taxonomy places the organism in Eukaryota, Phaeophyceae, Ectocarpales, Ectocarpaceae. The record is from the annotation of a GenBank genome assembly.
UUCUGCAGCAGCAGUUCUGAUUAUUCCCGGUGCUCUUCGCUGAGGCGUUGGCUCCGAGACGGUCCUGACCAAACGCCAACCAUCAUCUUCUGCUGCGUCUUUUUUCUCGGAGCCCCUAGGUCUCUCGCGAAACAGCAGACACACCGCUGCCGACAGAGACACCGGCAGAUGGACGGGCGGGUCCGCCCACAGCAGUAUGCCGUGGGCGGCAGCGGCAGCGACGGUGCGGGUAGAGGCGGCCGGAACCAGCAUCAGUUUCACUCGGGAACUGCCCAGCAGCAAGCAAUCGCAGCAGUAUCAGCGCGUGGAUGGGGUGCCAGAUCUCAGCAACAUCAGCAGCAACAGCGGCAGCCUGGCUGGGGCGCGGCGCGGCACGGCGGGGUGUCCGCGGCGGCAGGAUCGCGAAGCAGCAGCGUCAGCUGCGGCAUCUCGGUGCCGUCCAUAGUCCAGUUCGCGGCUCCGGCGUUUACGGCGCCGCUUAGCGUAUCUGGUAUUGCCGCGACCUCUGCUGCUGCUGCCGCUACAACUGCUGGGAGCGGUGCCGGUUUGCCGAACGGAGCAGGUCGAGCGCCGCUGGGAGGAGGCAGCAGGGGACCUGUUGAGGGCGCCGACGUGAUACAGGUCGUCGAGGAAGACUCUGCUGCAGCAGCCGGUGUUUCGAUGGGCAGCCGUAGGAGCUCUACCCCGCAGGAUGUUAUGCACGCGCAGCAGCAACAGCGCCAGCAACAGCUGCUGCUACAGCAGCAGCAACAACAGCAACAUCAGCAGCAGCAGCGGCAGCAGCUUCCCCAGCAGCGGCAGGAGGGGGCGCUACAGCAGAAGAUCCUCGAGCAGAACCAGUACCAACAAAUUCACCUGCAGCAGCUCCAACAGCAACAGCAGCGACAGCGACAGCCAGACCAGCCCAACCCUGCGAGGCGAUACGUGAGCGGCCGGGCUUAUGCCUCUGUUCUGCAUCGAGCGGAGGAGCCCUCCGGUGUGGCGUUACUGCGCCUGCUGGCGAACGGUCAGCCACACUGGUACGUCGGGCAGGAGGCGCUCCCAACGGGGGAAAGGAAGACGAUGCUAUUUAUCCCGGCGAGCGGGCGGCAGGGGAGGGUAGGCGUGACGUGCGAGACGAUGUCCUUGCAGCUGCUGACGGCGCAGAGCCGCCUGGUGGAGGCCCUGGCGGGGAUGUACAUGAAGAGCACCAUGUUCAGGGCGGACGAGGGGCUCGGAGAGCUCUCGCUCCCGGGGGCUCCGCAGGCUUUUCUGCCGGUGGAGCGGGCCCUCUACGCGGCAGGAAUGAGGGACGGGGAUGUCGUCACCCUGGUGGACGGCCUGCCAGCAACGCAGGACACCCUUGGGGCCUUGGGGGACAAGGCACACUCGAAAUGCCGCAAGCUUUUCACCGCAUGGUCUCCCCCUCCGCCCUUCCCCUCACCCCAGAACGAGCCAUGCGUGGCUAGCGUCCGGUUGACGUUCCUUCGACCAUGCGGCACGAGCGUGCCGCCACGCUCGCCGCAGUCAGUGCUCGAUCUGUGGAGGGAGCAUGUCCGGGUGAUUGUCUUGAACAGCGUUCCCGAGGUAUGGUGUAAUGGUUGGAUCACCAUUCCGCUGGGAAGGAACACCGCAUACAUCUCGUUCCCCAAGUAG